Microplitis demolitor is the source of this 2345-nucleotide messenger RNA. It is a transcript of the gene Oseg5, whose product is annotated as intraflagellar transport protein 80 homolog. Gene Ontology annotation, biological process: cilium assembly. Gene Ontology annotation, molecular function: protein binding. NCBI's taxonomy places the organism in Eukaryota, Metazoa, Arthropoda, Insecta, Hymenoptera, Braconidae. The record is from RefSeq and is a predicted model, not a curated record. The coding region runs from base 1 to 2328 and encodes 775 amino acids. The transcript is spliced from 9 exons. Gene Ontology annotation, cellular component: centrosome; cilium; intraciliary transport particle B.
AUGAAGUUCAAAGUAUCACUUUGGGAUAAAAAUGGUCAUAGUAAAAUAGUAACGUGUGUUGGCUGGAAUUCACCAGAAGAUGUUUAUUCAACUGGAGAAGAUAAUUUGCUUUUGUGCUGGCAUUUAGAUGGUAGUUUGGUUCAAACAAAUAAAGUCAUUCAGUUUUCGGAUGAUUUUAAUCCAACUGACAUGCAAUGGCAUCCACGUGCGAUACAAAAUACUGGAACUAGUAUUAAAAAACAAUCACAUGAUGUGUUAUUGAUAACGACUGCUGAUGGUAAAUUUUAUUUGGUCAAUAAAAAUGGGAGGAUUGAAAAAUCUGUUGAUGCUCACAAGGGUGCGACUUUGAGAGGAAAGUGGAGUCAUGAUGGCUCUUCAUUGUUUACUGCUGGAGAAGAUGGAAUUAUAAAAAUAUGGUCAAGAAGUGGAAUGUUACGUUCGACAGUAGUCCGUGGUACUCAUGCUGUCCUAUCAGCAGCCUGGAGUCCAGAUUCAUCAGCAAUUAUUUACUCCCAAGGAUCGCAACUGGCAUUGCAGCCACUUAACUUCAAUUCAAAAUUACGAAAGUGGUACGCACAUGAAGGAUUAAUUUUAACGGUAUCUUGGAACCGUAACAACAAUUUAAUUAUUUCUGGAGGUGAAGAUUGCCGAUAUAAAUUAUGGGACAGUAAUGGUAAUAUUUUAUUCACAAGUGCUAUGGGUGAAUGUCCAAUAACUUGCGUUGAAUGGUGUCCCAAUGGUAAUUAUUUUGCCGUUGGUUCUUACAACACUAUUAAAUUAUGCGACAAAACUGGAUGGUCUCAUUCAUUAGAAAAAGUAAACACAGGAAGUAUAUACAGCAUCGGCUGGUCUAAUGACAGCACCCAAGUGGCAAUGGCUUGUGGAAAUUCAACCGUUUUGAUGGCUCACGUUAUCGACAGAAAAGUCGAGUGGGAUAAUUAUGAAGCGACGUUAAUCAAAAGGAAAACAAUCCAAGUAAGAGAAAUUAAUAACAAUAGUGGAAUUGUUGAAAUACUUGAAAUUUCUGAUCGAGUUGUUCACAUGGAACUAGGAUUCAAUCAUUUGGUUGUUGUUACAACAAAUCAAUGUCAUAUUUAUUCAUCGACAAAUUGGAAUACGCCGAUAAUAUUUGAUUUGAAAAAUUCAACAAUUUCUGAUAUUAUUUUGGCUGAAAAGCAUUUUUUAUUGAUUGAAUGGAAUGUCAUGACGUUGUACAACUAUCAAGGACGAUUACUCAGUGUUCCUAAGUGGAAAGGAAUUACUCAAGAUGAGCGACUUUAUCCUCCGUGCAUUGCACUUUGCUCUGAUACUCUUGUUCUUCGUGAUCAAGUCAAUGAAAAAUUACUUCAUAUAUUGGAAUUGUCAACAAAUAAACCGGUAAAUGAAAUUCAACCGCAUUUACACACGUGUAAUAUUAAUGAAAUUUCAAUAAACCAAAUUGGAGGAAUUAAUUAUCGGCAGCUGGCGUUCAUUGACGUCACGAGAGAUUUAUAUUUAAUAACAAUACGUUCCAGUGGUAUCGGUCGUAUUUGUAAAAUAGCGGCAAUGGCACAAAGUAUUGCAUGGGCAAUAGAUGCUAAUAUUUUAGCAGCAAUGUUGGACGCAACUCUGUCAAUUUGGCUUUGUCCUAAUUGUAUUCAUUACAGUGAUCGUAAAAUAAUACGACGGACUCGUAUAGACAAAGAAAACAACGAAUUUGGUAAACAGUCUAGUAUUAAAAAUAUUAAAAAUGGAAUGGUAACAAUAAGACGAAGUGACGGAGCAGUGAUUGCUGUGUCCUUCUAUACAUUCUUUACAACACUGCAUCAUCAUGUUAUGAAUAAUAAGUGGCAAGAUGGUUUAUCACUUUGCCGAAUAACACAAAAUGAUAUUCUUUGGACAUGUAUGGCCGUAAUGGCCACUGAAAAUAAACAACUAAGUGCCGCUGAAGAAGCCUACGCUGCAAUAGAACGUUAUGACAAAGUCGAUUACAUUCAGCAGAUACAAAAAAUAUCAAAUAAAACAGAUAAAUUAUCAGAAAUGUCAUUGCUUUCUGGUGACUUGCUCGCAGCUGAGGGAAUUCUUCUUCAGCAUGGAUUCAUCGCUGAGGCUAUUCGUAUUAACAUUCAAAUGUAUAAUUGGAACCGAGCUCUCGAGCUGGCAGUUCGUCAUAAAAAACAAGUUGAUCAAGUUCUCGAAGCACGAGAAAUUUAUCUCAAAUUACUCGACAAAAAAGAAACAAAUCCAAGUUAUAUUUCUUUAAUUAAAAGUAAACGUAAAUCAAUGAAUAGUAUAAUCACAGAGACGGAGGUAGAGACUGAUAACAACAACAAAUCUGAUGAUAGUUAAUAGAAAAUGAAUAUCCG